This is a messenger RNA of Tarenaya hassleriana, 1733 nucleotides long. Its product is annotated as bifunctional nuclease 2. Gene Ontology annotation, biological process: protein ubiquitination. Lineage: Eukaryota; Viridiplantae; Streptophyta; Magnoliopsida; Brassicales; Cleomaceae. Gene Ontology annotation, molecular function: protein binding; nuclease activity. Bases 85 to 1074 code for a protein of 329 amino acids. The record is from RefSeq and is a predicted model, not a curated record. The transcript is spliced from 10 exons. Gene Ontology annotation, cellular component: nucleus; VCB complex.
UUUUUAAUCCAACUCCCCCCCCCCUGUUGAUGUCAACUUUCGAAGGGAUCCUCUCUCCACCAAAUUCCUCAGCAGACCGCGACGAUGACCGGACUCGCCUUCUGCCCUGCCGAUCUCCGCCUCUUCUCGCCGGAGCCCAAGAGUUUCACCCUCUACAUCUCUCCAUCUCCCUCCUCCCUUCGAUGCUCCAUCCCCUUCUCCCUCAGAUCUCUGCGCUCCCCUCCUCCCGCCAAAUUCCUUCCCAUUUGCUGCCAUGGAACCUCCCGAUCCGGCCUCGGCGACGAUCCCAAUCUCGACUUUCUUGAAGCUUCUGUCCUCGUUUCAGAGACGACUAUGCAUUACAAAAUGCGGAGGCAAGGAUUUCGUGAAGAUUCAAUUUGGCAGUUUUCUAGGCGUUCACCUCCGUUCGCCAUAAGAGCCAGUGAAUCCAGAGUCGGUGUUUCCACGAUCGCACUUGGCUUUCUCCGCCGCUUUAAAUACCCCACAAUUUUUUUGAAGAUCUCUUGUGAUGGUGACUAUUUGCUACCCAUUAUCGUAGGAGAUGCUGCUGUCGAGAAACUACUGCAUUCUUCGCCGGAAAAUGAGAAUGAGGAAUGCCCUGAUCAGUAUGAGUUUGUGGCUGCCGCUGUGGACAAAUUUGGAUAUGAAGUCCAAAUGGUGAAGAUUACGAAUAGAGUUGUCAACACAUACUAUGCAAAACUCUAUCUUGGCAAGCGAGGAAACAACGAUCUUAUAAGCAUUGAUGCACGGCCUUCAGAUGCCAUAAAUAUCGCAAAAGCAUGCCAGGCUCCAAUAUAUGUAAAUAAAGAAAUUGUCUUGACAGAUGCUAUUAGAAUUGGUUAUGGAGGCAGAUCGCAGAGCACAAAGCCUAUUUUCGAUGUCAUCCUUGACAGUGCUCCUGAAGGACCAGAUCCAUUGUCGGAGGAGCUUAAGCUAGUGAGAAAUAUGAAUUUGGCGGCUGAAGAGGAACGGUAUAGCGAUGCAGCCAUGUGGAGAGACAGAUUGAAGGAACUCUGGAAUUCCACCAUGUUAAGGACAGAAAGCAGUUCAAUAGAUGCUGACAGCUACGACUAAGUGAAGCAUUUAAAAACUAUAGGCCAAAGGAAUGAAAUCCCUGAUCUAUGCACCAUAAGGAGUAUGAUUAGGGAAAAAUAAACAUAUGUAUGUACACAUUAUAUGUAAUUCUAAAAGAAAGGGGAUGGUUGGAACGAAGUGGUUCGUGCCAACUGGAGAGAAAGAGGCAGAGGUUGUGGGCAGGGAAGAAGAGGGUACGACUCUGUAACGUUGGUCGUAUGUAAAUGCCCUUUGGUUGCAUUGUUAGUAUGGGCCCUUGGACGGUCGUUUCAGGGGGGGGGGGACAAUGGGCUUCCCAAAGUAUAUAUCCAUCCAAAACUGGUUGCCUAUGAACUCUGUAGAUCAAUCAGGUAUGGAUAUUUGCCGUGGAAAUAUUCAUGUCAGUAUGUUGAGGGCCUUUGGUACGUUUUGAGAGUGGUAGUAGCAGCAGGUCUUAGUAUAUGAUAUUGAUUUUAGGUCUCGAAGGGGAACUGCCACUCUUCUCCAAAAUUUUAAAGAGAGAGAUAGAGGAGGUGCAAAAGAGAAACUCUAGCUUGGAUCUUUCGCCUUGGACCAUACGUAAACAAUAGCCCUUUAUGUGCCUCUUUGUAUUGGAAAACUUUUUGGAUUGACAAGAUCGAUCUGUGUAUUUAUAGAAUCUUGAUCGGUGUCUUUGUACA